Heterotrigona itama is the source of this 503-nucleotide messenger RNA. The record is from the annotation of a GenBank genome assembly. NCBI's taxonomy places the organism in Eukaryota, Metazoa, Arthropoda, Insecta, Hymenoptera, Apidae.
AUGAGCGCCGCGAAAUUAUCUUUCUCAUUUCUCGAUGGUUUAUUUAUUUUUUUCCUUUCUUCCUUUUUCAUUUCUUCAGCCCUCUUAAUCACGUUCGUCAUCGAACACGAUGUUUAUCGAUUGAUCCUUUGACGCGAACUUCUAGUUGUAAACUCGCUAACGCGACGUAUAAACGAGGAUGAUACACGAUCGAAGACGACGAAUAGGAUGAUCGGUGGUCGUCAAAAUAGUCGUUAACGUUAUCGUUGGACUUUUCAGGUGCCGAGCAACUUCAGGUUCGUCGUCGAGCAAACGCUGAAAGAGUUCUUCAAGGCGAUUCAGAGCGGCAAGGACACCGAACAGAGCUGGAAAAAGUCCAUCUACAAAGUGAUCUCGAGGCUGGACGACCCGGUGCCAGAGUACUUCAAGACCCCGAACUUCCUGCAGCAGCUCGGUUAAAUCAGGAGGUCGCGUGGCUCUUGCUCUUCGUGGUGCGCGGGCUCAUCAGCGCUCGUCGGCUCCCG